Molecule: messenger RNA, 1448 nt
Organism: Syngnathus typhle (broad-nosed pipefish)
Lineage: Eukaryota; Metazoa; Chordata; Actinopteri; Syngnathiformes; Syngnathidae
Gene: tk1
Product: thymidine kinase 1, soluble
Exons: 7
Coding region: 174-869 (231 amino acids)
Biological process (GO): thymidine metabolic process
Molecular function (GO): thymidine kinase activity; ATP binding
Source: RefSeq, a predicted model, not a curated record
UAGAAUUCAGAACUGGCAAACGUAUGGAUAUACUAAAAGGCCCGCGCUCGUUUAAUUUAUUGCAUGAGAGCAGCUGCUUGGCGUUACCAAAUUUAUACACAUAUCCACCAACUUGGUGAAUGUCUCUAUAUAUUUUUUUUUAACUGUCUGUUUUUUGGUUGGUCCUAAAAGAAAUGGACUGUGUGGAUUUUCCUAAAGUUUAUCCGAAUUCUCCGAGGAAAGCCCAGGGGCAAAUCCAGGUCAUAUUUGGACCGAUGUUUUCAGGCAAAAGCACUGAAUUGAUGCGAAGGGUGCGGCGUUUCCAAAUUGCGCAAUACAGCUGCUUGUUGAUCAAAUACGCCAAAGAUACACGUUAUUCGGACAUAGGCAUGGCCACACAUGAUAAAAACACAAUGGAGGCAGUAUCUGCAAACGCUCUGAGAGAUGUGCAUUCAUUGGCACUGCAAAGCUGCGUCAUUGGAAUUGAUGAAGGGCAGUUUUUCCCAGACACGGUGGAGUUUUGUGAGGAGAUGGCCAAUUUGGGCAAGAUCGUAAUUGUCGCUGCCUUGGAUGGGACCUUCCAGAGAAUGCCAUUCGGAAACAUCCUGAACCUCAUCCCUCUGGCGGAAAGCGUGGUGAAGCUUCACGCUGUCUGUAUGCAGUGUUAUAAAGAAGCAGCCUACACAAAGAGGAUUGGUGCGGAGAAGGAGGUGGAAGUGAUUGGCGGAGCUGACAAAUACCAGGCAGCCUGUCGAAAGUGUUACGGAGAUCUGAUGGCGACCAAAGAAAACCGACCUCCCCUCAGGGAUGAAACUCCUCAAAAUGCACUAAAUGGAAAACUUGCGGACUCUGGAAUUCCCAGGAAGCUGUUCUCUUCCCUCCACCUCUGAACACUUACACACACACACACACACACUUGCUGAAGUAUGGAGGCCGUUGUGUGUUUUAAAGUAAAGUCUCAUUACUUUCCACACAGUUCCAAUUUAAUAAUUUCAUUUGUGGUUAAGUCAUGUUUCUUAAAUGCUGACAUGAAAGAAAUAUGGAGGUUUCUGAUCAUAGUGCUUUUAGUGCUGAUUAUGUAUUUAUAAAUUAGCAAUAUAAUCACUUCAAGCACUAUGGUAUUUGUAUGUUUAAACCUGUUUUAUUUUAAUAACUUAUUAAAUGUAUUGAUUUGAGGGUUGUGUCUUUUUUAUGGCUUUUGUUUUUAACACAAAUUGGUUAAUUUUGUCUUUCCUUUUGUUUGUAAAGCUUAGGUUGCAUGUUAUUAUUUAGAUUGGGUGAAUUUCUGUUUUGUUUAAUCUGCAAGUUUUUUUCUAAACAAUUCUGCCUUUUUGGUGUUUUAUUUGGUCGGUAUUAACAGGGAGAUUUAUUAAAGAUGCCUUACAUGUUCUUGAUGAGAUUUAAUACGUUAUAGCAACACUAUCUUUUCAUAGACUGGGCUUUGGUUUAAAAUUGAAUUGAGAAAAUAA